AUGAGCUCACUAUCCCAAUUAGUCCUUCAUGUGAAGAAAGCUCGCGCUGCCCUCCAGAGGAGGAGGAAGUCGGAGUCUAAAAAGAACCAUAAUCCAUUUAGGAACAGUGCCUUUCCGACGGUAUCGUCAACAUCAGUACUCAACAGAGUCAACAUAGUGCCCACGUCGUCCCCUUGGGAUGUCCUCCCUGUUGAGGUUCAGAUUAAAAUAUUUACCCAAUGCGGGAUAAGGGACUUUGUACCGCUAAAGCUCGUCUGCCAGUCCUUCAACCAGCUCCUUACCGCGCACGAGCAGCUCAUUGCGCGACAUUAUCUUCGCCAACGCCGCCAUGGCACCCUCCCAUCCCCCAUAGACAGCGAGCGAACAUACACUCGAAACCCGGAAGAUGAUGUGGUACUCCUGUCAGAUCUCUUCCCACCCGCAAAGAGCGCAAAGGGUGGCCAUCUAUAUACCUUCCGGUACAUCUAUAGCCUUCAACGGCGGCAGAACCUCUGCUCGAGGCUAUGCUACUACAUCGCGGACCGAGUCAUGGAUCGAUUCGUUCACAGGGAGCCGGUGUAUAUGAGAACCUUGUUUCCGUCAAGGGGUGAGCGCAGUAAUUUUGUGAGACGGGGGACUGCGAGAAUAAUGUUCCACUUAAUGCCACUGAUGUUUUAUGUAUUAUACUUUCUAGAGGCGUAUAGCCUGGCCAGGCGCGAGCAUACCAAUACCCUUUUACGCGAUUUCGAAGCUGGACGACUGCCGGUUCCCAUACCUCCCGACAUCGGUAAAUCUAUGUACCGCGAAUUACAAACGAAGAUAGUCCAAUCUCCUCCUUUCACCGACACACCCACCUUAAUAUCCGCAAACCAUUGCAUGAGUCUUCUUGUGUGUUAUCUACAAUACACCGUACCGCCCGACGAAACUACUACUGUGCCAGACGACAGUUGGAUAGGCUCGUUGCUCACCGUGUCACCCUUCGUGCGGAUCGUCGAGUACUUCUCAGCGGAGAUCGGGGAUGGCGGCAGCCAGCGGAUGCAGCGGAAGGACUUUAUGCACAAUUUCCACCACGAUAUCACCUUGAACGAACAAGAUAAGAUCAAGUCAUUGGUAUUUCAGAAAGCUCCAAACGAACAUCUGCAUAAUUCCUUGCAGGACGUCUGGUUUGAUAUUGUCCGCAAGGAAUUGGCUUCAAGGGGCGUUGGGCCACACGAUGCCGAGCGCAUCAUGGUCCGGGAAGAUUUGCCUAUAUUAUUUGGCUGCGAGGAAUGUCGGGAAUCUGUUGGUUGGCAAGCAUAA
Molecule: messenger RNA, 1278 nt
Organism: Aspergillus campestris IBT 28561
Lineage: Eukaryota; Fungi; Ascomycota; Eurotiomycetes; Eurotiales; Aspergillaceae
Product: F-box protein
Exons: 3
Coding region: 1-1278 (425 amino acids)
Molecular function (GO): protein binding
Source: RefSeq, a predicted model, not a curated record